UUGGUACUACUGUCAGGGUGGGUGUGUUAAGUUGUCCCUCCCUGUCCUUGCCUUACUCCUUUCCUUGUAACAUGCUUCAGUCUGUCACGAGAAGUGGUGGGCAGGGGACGCUCGCUGCCUCUCCGUGUGUGUGUGUUUGUUGAACGUCUGAUAAGGUGGGAAGAAGGUGUGGCCAGGAUGAGGGUGACCGCGGCGGUGCUGGUGUUGGCAAUAGUGAUGGUGGUGGCGGCGAGGGUCGAGGGGCGUGAAAGAACCAAGCGAUGCGCGGCGACCCAGUGCCACAAUUGUAUCCGGUCCCCAGGUUGUGUAUGGUGCAUGAUGCCAACGGAAGGGAUGGAAAACUGUCAACACGGCGCCAGCAUCAACCUGACCUCCUUCUGUGACCCCAUCUACCUGCAGAACCCCCAAAACGAGGUCCUGUUGGAGCGAGACGAUGACCUGACAAUGAGGGAGAGGAAACAGAAAGCAAACCCCAACGAGGAAAUCAUUCAGCUCAAGCCGCAGAGAAUCAAGCUUCGUCUCAGGAAAGGUGAGGCCCAGAACAUAAGCAUCACGUACCGUCGAGCUAACGCCUACCCCGUGGACCUUUACUACCUAAUGGACCUCUCGAACUCAAUGAGAGACGAUAAGGACAACUUGGUGGCUGUGAGCGACGUCCUGGCUCAGACGCUCUACAACCUCACCGACCAAUACAUGAUCGGCUUCGGGUCCUUCGUGGAUAAAGUGAUGAUGCCUUACGCGGAUACGGCGUCGGGGAAGACCCCGUGUUUUGGCUGCGCCCCGACUUACUCCUUCAGGAACGACAUGAAGUUAAACAAUAAACCGGAAGACUUUAAGCAAGGCGUGAAAGCAGCCCAGAUCUCCGGGAACCUCGACUCUCCGGAGGGCGGGUUCGAUGCUCUGAUGCAGGCGAUGGUGUGCAAGAGUGAGAUUGGCUGGAGGGACGUAGCCAGGCGCAUCCUUGUCUUCUCCACCGAUGCCUCGUUCCACCAAGCAGGAGAUGGACGGCUGGCGGGUGUCGUGGUACCCAAUGAUGAAACCUGUCACCUGAACGAACAUGGAGAGUACACAGACUACGACAAAUAUGAUUACCCUUCCAUCGGCCAGAUCAUCAAGGUCUCGGAGGAAAGGGGCAUCAACGUUAUCUUCGCCGUUCUGUCCAAUCCGAAGCUGUAUAAGGAUCUCUCCGAACAAAGCGAAACCUUCAGCUACGGCCUACUGAGCCAGGGCUCCUCCAACGUGGUGGACCUCAUCAAGGAGCAGUACGAGAGCAUCUCGAGCGAGGUGAUUCUGACUGACAACAGCACCGACGACGUGACCAUCGCCUACAGCUCGGCGUGCAAGGGCAGCGAAAUCACGAAGACCAACAAGUGCGACAACAUCAAGGAGAACAACGAGGUCACCUUCACGCUCGAGGUCACGGCCAACAGAUGCCCGGCGAACGGCAAGGGAUCGAUCGUGGAGGUGAAGACGCUGGAGGACAAAGUGAUCCUGGACAUCGAGUUCCUCUGCUCCUGUGACUGUCCUCCUGCCGAUGCCGACAAAUCAAAAUGCAACGAUCACGGUCAGAUAGUGUGCGGAGUCUGUGCCUGUGACUAUGGAUACUACGGGGACAAGUGCCAGUGUGGGGGUGACGGCGACUCCGGUGGAUUCAGCGGCGGGAACGAGGACCUGGACAAGAGGUGCUUUGCCAGCGAGGAGGAGACCAGGCCUUGCUCGGGGCGGGGUCGCUGCUCCUGUGGGACUUGUCUGUGUAAAGAGGAGUACGUGAGCGGUCAGUUCUGUGAGUGCAACAAACGCAAGUGCUCGCUGGGAACGGGUCAGGACUGCUCCGGCCACGGGGUGUGUGAUUGUGACACGUGCAAGUGCGACCCAGGCUUCAAGGGCGCCCACUGCCAGUGUCGUGACGAUUUGGCGUGCAUAGAAAAAGGGUCUGACAAGGUGUGUUCCGGCCAUGGCACGUGUGAGUGUGGCAAAUGUAGGUGUGACACGCAGGGGAACGAAACCUACACCGGGAGAUUCUGCGAGGACUGCCUGCGGUGCGGGACGGGGAAGUGCAGCCAGUUUAAGGAUUGUGUUCAGUGUAUCCAUUUCGGCAACGGCCCCCGCCAGCACGACUGUAACACCUGCAUGAAGUCCGAGGCCGUGGAUAGUCUGAACGACCAAGUGUACAAGGGCGCCAGGCUGUGCACGGUCGAGGACGAGGAUGGGUGCUAUGUCAACUUCACGUACCGCUACCUCGAGAGAGAGAGCCGAGACGAGGUGUUUGUGCAGACUGAAAGGCAGUGUCCGGAGCCGCCCCCCAUCCUGCCUAUCGUUUUUGGCGUCAUCGGGACCAUUGUGGCGGUGGGGCUCAUCACGCUGCUUAUAUGGAAGAUCCUCACACACAUUCACGACCAGCGGGAAUAUGCGAAGUUCGAGAAGGAAAGCCAAAACGCGAAAUUCAAUGCGGAGGAGAACCCGCUGUACAAGAGUGCGGCCACCACUGUGCAGAACCCAGUAUUCGACCAGCAGCAAGGUGUGGCCGGAAUGAGGGUGGCGGCGGCGGCGGCGGUGUUGUUGGUGGUGGUGGUGGUGGCUGCGGGCGGGGUGUGGGCACAGGAGGAGGCGGAGGACGAUUGUGAGGCCCAGGGACGGUGCAGUGAUUGUAUGCAGACUCCGGAGUGUGUGUGGUGCAUCAAUCCUAAGCUGGACAUGAAGAACUGCCAGAACGAGGUCAGCAUCAACAUGACCUCGUUCUGUGACCCCGAUGACCUCGAGGAUCCCCAAAACAGCGUGGCCGAGGGGGGAGACCAUAUGACGGGCGGAUUGUGUGCACGGGCGGACGAGAAGGAAUGUAAGGCCCAGGGACAGUGUAGCGAUUGUAUCCAGACGCCGGGGUGUGUGUGGUGCAUCAAUCCUAAGGUGGACAUGGAGAACUGUCAGCUCGGGGUCAGCAUCACCGACCCGACCUCGUUUUGUGACCCCGCUGACCUCCAUGACCCAAAGAACAACGUGACAGUGGUGGAGGACGAGGAACUGACAGUGAAAGGCGCGGGAGAUGCAGCCAGCGAGCAGCCUCAAAACAUCAUCCAGCUCAAGCCUCAGAGAUUUAAGCUGAGCCUCAAGAAAGGAGUGCCACAAAACAUAACGAUCAAAUUCCGCCGAGCUCUCGCCUACCCCGUGGACCUGUACUACCUCAUGGACCUCUCCCAGUCCAUGAAAGACGACAAGGAGCAGCUGGCGAAUGUUAGCCAGGUCCUGACGGAGACGCUGGGCCGACUCACCGACCAGUACACAAUCGGCUUCGGCUCGUUCGUGGAUAAAGUGAUGAUGCCUUACACGGAUACGUCAACCCUGAAGUUAGCCAAUCCGUGCGACAAUUGCUCCAAGCCUUACUCUUUCCGAAACGACAUGAAACUGACGAGGAACAGCGAAACAUUUAAGGCCGGAGUACAGAAUGCCAGUAUCUCAGGGAAUCUGGACACUCCUGAAGGGGGGCUCGAUGCUCUGAUGCAGGCGAUGGUGUGCAAGGAAGAGAUCGGCUGGAGGGACCGGGCCAGACGCAUCCUAGUCUUCUCCACCGAUGACAAGUUCCACGUAGCAGGAGAUGGGCGCCUUGCCGGGGUUGUGACGCCUAACGAUGAGAACUGUCACCUUAACGAAGACGGAGAGUACACGGCCUACGCCCAGUUCGACUACCCCUCUAUCAAUCAGAUCAACAAGGUCGCCAAGGAGAGGGGCAUCAACGUGAUCUUCGCUGUUCUGUCCCACCGAGAACUCUACGAAGGUCUCUCCAAACGCAUCGAGACCUCCUCAUUUGGCAUGCUCGAGAAAGGUUCUAUCAACGUGGUCGACCUCAUCCAGAAGCAAUACGAGAGCAUCUCCAGCGAGGUGACUCUGAGUGACAACAGCACCGACGACCUGACCAUCGCCUACAGUUCGGCGUGCAGCGGCAGCGAGAUCACGAAGACCAACAAGUGCGGCCACAUCAAGGAGAACGACACGGUUACCUUCACGCUGGAGGUCACGGUCAACAGGUGCCCGGCGGACGGCAAGGGAUCGAUCGUGGAGGUGAAGACGCUGGAGGACAAAGUGAUCCUGGACAUCGAGUUCCUCUGCUCCUGUGACUGUCCUAUCGAUCGCAACAUCUCAAAGUGCAGCAGUCACGGGCGCCAGGUCUGCGGUGUGUGUUCCUGCUUCGAGGGCUACAGCGGGAAGAAAUGUCAGUGUACCGCCGACGGGGACUUCAGCGAUGACGAGAACAAGCGGUGCAAGGCUAACGUGGAUGACGAGCGGGUCUGCAGCGGGAGGGGAACCUGCAAGUGUGGGGAGUGCAUCUGUUACGAGAACGUGACCGGCGACUUCUGCCAGUGUGACGGACGGCUGUGCUCACUCGCGAAGGGUCCAGCGUGCUCCAACAACGGGGUGUGUGAAUGUGACAAGUGCAAGUGUAACCCAGGAUACACAGGUGCCUUCUGCGACUGUCUCAGCGAGGCGUGCAUACAGCCAGGGUCUGACAAGGUGUGUUCCGGCCAUGGCACGUGUGAUUGUGACAAGUGUCGGUGUGACUCGCAGGGGAACGAAACUUACACCGGGAAAUACUGCGAGGACUGCCUGCGGUGCGGGACGGGCAAGUGCAAUCAGUUCAGGGACUGUGUGCAGUGCAUCCACUUCGGCAACGGCCCCCGCAAGCAGAACUGCAACACCUGCGAGAAAUCCGAGCCCGUGGAGAGUCUGGACGAGAUGAUGUACACGGGCGCCAGGCUCUGUAACUUCGAGGACGAGGACGGCUGCAUCGUCAACUUCACGUAUCGCUACCUUGAGAACCAGAACAAGGAGGAGGUGUUUGUACAGAACGAGAGGCAAUGCUCCCCGCCGCCGCCAAUCCUCCCCAUCGUUUUCGCCCUCAUCGGCACCAUCGUGGCCAUCGGGAUCCUGACUCUCAUCAUUUGGAAGAUCUUCACGACCAUCCACGACCGGAGGGAAUACAAGAAGUUCGAGAGUGAGAGCAGAAACGCGCAGUUCAGUUCGGAGGAGAACCCGCUGUACAGGAGUGCGGCGACCACCGUGGAGAACCCAGUCUUCGCCCGGCAGGCCAACUAGCACACACACACACACACACACACACACACACACACACACACACACACACACACACACACACACACACAUACAUAUUCUGCCUUCCUCCCUUUCUCUCCUUCCUUCCUUCCUUCCUUUCUUUUUUUUUCUUCUUUCCUUCUCUCUCUCUCCUACCUAUCCCAUUAUCCUUACACACACACACACACACACACACACACACACACACACAC
Eriocheir sinensis (Chinese mitten crab) is the source of this 5294-nucleotide messenger RNA. RefSeq lists its product as uncharacterized. Gene Ontology annotation, biological process: integrin-mediated signaling pathway; cell adhesion mediated by integrin; cell migration. NCBI's taxonomy places the organism in Eukaryota, Metazoa, Arthropoda, Malacostraca, Decapoda, Varunidae. The transcript is spliced from 38 exons. The coding region runs from base 178 to 5085 and encodes 1635 amino acids. Gene Ontology annotation, molecular function: integrin binding. Gene Ontology annotation, cellular component: focal adhesion; integrin complex; cell surface. The record is from RefSeq and is a predicted model, not a curated record.